UUCUCAGGAAACUCCUUUCGUCCAUUCAACGAUCUCUUCUCGAAGAUUCGCAAUGGGGUGUUGCGAUCUCUUUCACUCGCAUUCCAGUUCGUCCAGUGGAAAGGGCGACUUGCGCGUGUGUGCGAGAGAGUGUGUGUGCGUGCCUGAGGAUAACGUCAAAGUGUGGUGUUUUGUAUUUUUAUCCCUCAACUGCAUUUUUGCCCAAUUUUCUCACCCCAAAAAUGCUAGAAGCCCGCGAAAAGAGUACAUAAGUGUCCAGUGCAUGGCUGAACACUGUCGGAAGGUCGAUUUGGUGUGCAGAAGGACGGGAAAAGUGCAUUGAAAGAGUCAGAUUGGUCGCAAGCUUGGCUCUCUUGUUCGCCAUACAUUGCCUUCUCUGUAUGUAUGUCAAUAAUCUCGGUGGAAUGUGACAAAUUAUGUGCAUUUUCCCCAAGUGCCUCGCACUCGAGUAAGUGUCUGGCGGCUGAUGUGCUGGUGAGGCUGGCCAGGCAGUUGGAAAAUGCAUCGCAGACGCAAGAAGAGGCCCAGCUAUGGGACUCGCACGGUCGAGGUGUGUCGUGGCAUUAAUGGGUUUGGCUUCACCAUCUCCGGACAGCAGCCCUGCAUCUUGUCGUGCAUCGUGAGCAACUCUCCGGCCGAUCUGGCGGGUCUGCGCGCCGGAGACUUCCUGAUAUCCGUGAACGGGCUGAAUGUGUCGAAGCUGCCCCACGAAGCGGUGGUGCAAUUGAUCGGGAAUUCCAGCGGCAGCAUCCGGAUGACCAUUGCCGAGAACUACUUCUCGGACAGCUCGGACGAGGAUCAGGUCACCAUCCACAGCAAUGUGCAGCGCGUGAGGCCCAAGUAUCACAACAAGAUAAAGGCCAACAGAGCCAUGAUGAGGCGCUCGAUGGAGGAGAGAAACAGCCCGUCGACGAUCCUGUCGGACUUUGCGCUGCACAAUCUCGCCCUCCGGCAGAUCAGGGAGAACGAGGCUUUGAUGCCGCUCUCGCCAACUGCUCACGACAUCAUCCUGAGCCCAAACGCCAGCAACAGCAGCGACGUGCGCAACGUGAGUGCCAUGGUGAGGAGCUCGAACAAGUCUCGCGAGGAUCUGCGUGUGAAGCCCAUGGCGCCCAAGAUGACGCGCCUGCGCGAGUACCGAGUGAUCGUGGGCUAUCUGGGCACAGUGGAGGUGCCUAGACAAAUAGCAGUGGCCGGAUCGAAGCUGCAAACGGUGCGCGGAUGCAUCCGGAAGCUGAGGCACGAGAAGAGAGGCGUCACCACCGUUCUCAUGACCAUUCUGCCCAACUGCAUGACCCUGAAGAACUGCGGCGACAUCUUGCUGGCCACAUUCCCCGCCGGCACCAUCAAUUAUGUGAGCAGUGGCUCACAGAACGACAACAGAUUCUUUGGCGUGAUCACAUCGGGACUUUACUCCGAUGGGCUGAUGUGUGAUCCUACGGAAGUAAUUUUGCGGCACACGACAUCACACAGCUGUCAUGUGUUCGCCAUCGACACGAGAAUCACUGAUCACUCCUGGCAUUUCGAGAAAGUCAACCAAUUCAAGAUCACCUGCUCAAGAGAUCCACUUACGAACACCUGUCAAGAAGUGCCGAGUACAUCGGAGUAUGUGGUCAAUUUGCUGCGCAGCAUGUACACUCUCAAGUCGCUGGGCAGCCGUCAGGAGGCUGGGAUGCACUUCCGCACGAAACCACCCAUGGGCAGGGGAGUGCGCGAGCACAGACUCAAUCCGCGCGCUCUGGACGAUCACGAUUUCAUGGCGAACUCACCGCAGCCGAGCAACCACAGCGAGAUCACCACCACUUCCAGUAACUCAGACUCCGGGAUUGGCUUCCACAACGACUGCCCGAACCUCUCGGAUCGCGUGCUCGUGGUGGACUUCCCGGGCAUUCAGAACCACAAGCUGAUUCCCAGCUUCCGUCCGAAUCCCAUCGGCAGCAGCGACACUUCUCUGCGUUCGUGUGGAUUGUCCAGCGCCCAGCAAGAGUCUGAAUCUCUAGGCCGCAAAUCCUCCAUUGUGGAGUCAAUUGAGGGCAAGCUGAAGCCUCAUCACUCUAAAUCCAAGUCUGCAGAUAACAUUCCUAGGCCGUCCACGUCCAGAGACGCUGAUCCCAGGCUCACAGUGAGAGCCAUGCCGGAUCCCAAGAUGUUCAGCGAUCUGGGUCGCGACGAGGCGUCAGGCUAUGAGAUGGUCUUCCCCAUUUUGCCGCUGAAGUACUGGCUCUCCGGCAAAGUGGUGGACGACGAGGGAAAUAUCGUGCAGGAGAAUCCGGUGGAUGUGCCUCAAUCCGCAAACCGUCCAUUUAGCUGUGAAACCGAGGAGUCCACGGAGGAUAAGCAGAAGAAGUUCCUCCAGACCGCUCGCUCUUGCGAUGACAUGAUACUCACGCUGGAGAAGGAGUUCGACAACAAAGUGAAUCUCAUGAAGAUGUCCCUGGAUGAUGUGUCGGUGCUGGAAACAGCGCCGAAGCCGCCAAAAGUGCCUGACGUGAAGGAGGAUCACGUCUUCUUGCCGCCAAUGCCAGUGAAGAAGUCACGAAAGUCUCACGAUGGACGGAAGAGCAGCAACAUGAACAAGAUCAUGUCGUACAAAUUGAGCCCCAAAGUCUUUGGGCUGUCACGACCGGUGUCGGCGAGUCUGGAGAAUAUUGCGCGAUCGUUCAGCAAGAAGACGCCCGACAGUGCCAAGGACUUGAACAGCAAUUUUGGCAGCCUGAAGGAUCUGAAAGAUGACGAGUGCACAUUAAGGAGGAAUCUGCUGGACAGCAAUGCUUACAGUGAACCAGAUCUGCGAUCGUCAGAAGAUACUCGCGCUCUCCCUACCAAUUCGGGUGGUUCACCGUUCAGGCGAUGGGGUCAGUCGUCGUUUAGGUCACGAUCAAAUGAGCAGCGCAAUCUCCUCCCCAGGAGGCCAUCGUCGCUGGCCGCGUCCGAGAGUGAUGUUUACACAAAGUCCAUCAACGGUGAGGCGGCGACGGGCAGGAUGAAGGGGGAGUUCUCGGGUGAAGCCAGCGAAUCUGGCGGCGUGUCUGGAUGGAGCAAUUCGUUCGAGCGACUGCUGGAAGACACGGCUGGUCUGCACGCGUUCGCGGAGUUCCUGAAGAAGGAGUUCUCGGCGGAGAACAUCUACUUUUGGACGGCGUGCGAGCGCUAUCGGCAGAUUGAGGACCAGACUGAGAGGGCGAAGGAGGCGCAGGAGAUCUUCGCCAAGCACUUGGCAUCGACAGCGCAGGAGCCCGUGAAUGUGGACUGCCAAGUGAGGACGGCGGCUGAGGGAAAUCUCCAGUGCGCCAGUGUUGAUCUCUUUGAAGCGGCCCAGAAGCAGAUCUUCAACUUGAUGAAAUUCGACAGCUAUGCGCGAUUCAUUCGAUCGGAUCUGUUCAAGAGCUGCCUCGAGGCGGAGUCCAAGUGCAAGCCACUCCCGUAUCCCGGUGAUCAGUUGGACGUGGGCUUGCGCACGGGUCCAGUGAUGCCGACGCCGUCCAAGCUGAAGAAGUCACUGAGCAAUGCUGAGGAUCGUCGUCGGAAGUCUCUCUUGCCGUGGCACCGCAAGACUCGCUGCAAGUCAAAGGAUCGCGAUGAUCUGAGUGUGGGCAGCAAGGGCAGUAGCCUAAAGGUGCCACUGAUGAACUACAACAGUGAUCUGCACAGCUCGCGCAGCUCGCUCUCCAGCUUCGAUGCGGCCAUCACGAAGCUGAGCACGACUGAGGAGGAGGGCAAGAGUGCGCUGUGCAGAGUGAUCCUGCCGGACGCCGCCACGACAAUCGUGCAGACGCGCGCCGGUGAGACGAUGAGGGAGCUGGUGGACAGACUCCUGGACAAGAGGGGGCUGAUUUACAACAGCUAUGAUGUGUUCCUGGCGGGAUUCAGCAAGGCGCUGGAUUUGGAGGACUUGUCGCGCAAUGUGGCGGGAAAGGAGGUGCAGAUCGAGCAGAGAGUGGUGUUCAAGCUGGAUCUGCCCAACAGGAAGGUGAUCUCAGUGAAGAGCAAGCCCGGGAAGGUGCUGGAAGACGUGUUCCGGCCCAUUCUGCACAAGUACAACUACCGCCUCGACAUGGUGCAGGUGUUCGGGAAAGAGUCUCCAGAUCCCAUCGAUGUGAAAGUGGCUGUAACGUCGGUUGAUGGACAGAGAUUGCAAAUAGUAAUCAAGACAAGCGAUGGCGGUAACAAUGUGAAGCAAACGAGCAAAUUGGCCUCUGCUGGAGCCAUGGAUGGUGGCAAUUGUGAUGUUGCGCAAUUGAAGAGCGCCCUGGCAAUGCAGCACUAUCCGUGCAUGACCGGCAACCUCAACCAGAGCACUCUCGAUGAGAUCACCAACAAAGUGUUCAACGAGCUGCUCCAGGGAAAGGUGGAAACGCUGGCGGAAGCAUCUGGCGCCACUGGACUGGAUAAUGCCUUUCCCAGGGCCACGAUUGAUCAGCUCUCGAUGAAGUCUGAAGAGUGGGGAUCGGAGGCCUCUUCGGGGAUCUUCUCCAGGGCGCGUCGGCAUGAGAUCCUGCCCAAGCAUCGAGGGCGAAAAGUGGUGCAGUCGCAGAAGAACUCCCAGACGGAGUCUGAGGACAAUGGUGAUGGCAUGAAGAAGCCCCUGAUUGCCAAAUGGAAGAGCGGGGCGAAGUUGCAAGUGACGACGAGGAGUAGUCCGGGUGGAGAUGAUCUGCUGGAGGGCUUGAAGAGGGCUCAGCGAUCGCGCCUUGAGGAUCAGCGCGGCACGGAGAUUAACUUCGAAUUGCCGGAGUUUCUGCGGAACAAGGAGAACAUGAACAGCAAUAAGAGUCGUCGCGAUAGUCGCUUCGAGGAAGCGGCAGGCAGUGAGGAUGUCAGUCAUCGGAGAGAGUCCAGCGAUGGCGUUUCUGGCUUCCCGCCCAGACCGCAGCCCGCGCCGAGGCUGUCCAUCAUCAACAAGAACAGUGGCAAUCACGCCGCUGCACUUUCACCGCGCACUCCGCCGCCAUCCGUGAGUCUGGCGAGCAACAACAACGAGGCGUCCGGUGGAAACUACAGCAAUUCGGCGGUGAUCGAGAGAUCGCUGCUGCAACUUCUGGAAGCGUCGCCGCAGGCGAGCGCCGCUGAGAAGCUGGACAACAGCGCAUAUCUCACGCCAUCGCGCACCGGAUUCACAGAUCCUGAGCUGUUCUACGGACGCCAGACCGGCGACAGGAGUGCCUUUAGACACGGUGAUCUCCUCAAUUCCAGCUUCAGCAGCACGACGACGAACAACAGCACGAAUUACUUCGAGGAAAUGGGCGGAUUUGGUGGCGAGAUGGAAAUGCAGGGUGCCAGAGGACCGCCUCCGCUGCCGCCCAAGCCCAAGAUGGUGCCCAUGAAGCCCUCCAACUGGAGCCAGAGCGCUCAGCGCCAGAAGCAGUCCAGAUUGUCUGCGGCGAGUAUGGAGGAGAGAUUCAAAGUGGCCGCAGAAAUGCCGCGGAUGAGCGAGAACACGAGGAAGCAAAAGAAUGCGUACUUUGAUCAGCCCAGCAGCAGUUUUGUCUGAAUUUACUAGCACUUAAGGACAACUAUACUUUCUUACUUCUUGAUAAGUUAAGUGGAAUAUUUAGGAAAAAGUGCCAAUCGCGGAGGAAACUUCUGAAAUUUAUAAAUUUCUAUUUAUACUGCUGAUAUUUUAUAGAAUCUAUACUUGGAUAUUCUCUAUUUUUUAUCUAAUAAAAAGAAACAAGAUAUUUAA
Messenger RNA from Phlebotomus argentipes, 5683 nucleotides. RefSeq names its product regulator of G-protein signaling loco (gene loco). The record is from RefSeq and is a predicted model, not a curated record. Gene Ontology annotation, molecular function: protein binding; GTPase activator activity. Gene Ontology annotation, biological process: signal transduction. The coding region runs from base 500 to 5491 and encodes 1663 amino acids. Lineage: Eukaryota; Metazoa; Arthropoda; Insecta; Diptera; Psychodidae. The transcript has 6 exons.